UAAUUCGUGUCACACCGGGUGUAUCCUCCAAGCUAACCUUAGGCUAGUUAGAUGUAGCCAACUAGCUAUAGAUAAUUGCCAUUAUACGCAGUUUUACAAUGAACAUCCCUAACACUAUUAUUGAGGGAACGUAAAGAUAAUCAGUGGCGACAUUAUUUCAUAUUCACUGUCUUUUUAUUUUUCCCACGAGCCAGGUUGAGUUCAUUUGAACCACUAUUGCCCCGUGCUGGCUAGUUAGCGGUUAGCCUCUUCAGUAGUGUAUGGGUGUCCGAGUUGACUGUGACUUCACUGCCUGUUUGGUUUCCUCAUCUCGCAUUUUGGACACGUCAAGGUUCGUUGGAUCUGUAGGUUGAUUUUUUGGGGACGUGUGAUGUCGGAGCCGAAGAACCCCACCCCUGCUGCUGACACGUACAAAGGAUGGGUAUUCAAGUGGACGAAUUACAUCAAAGGCUACCAACGGAGGUGGUUCGUCUUGAGCAACGGGCUGCUGUCAUACUACAGGACCCAGGCAGAGAUGGGACAUACGUGUCGGGGCACAAUAAACCUGGCCACAGCGACCAUCACAGUGGAUGACGCCUGCAACUUUGUCAUCUCCAAUGGCGGAGCUCAGACGUAUCACCUGAAGGCCAGCUGUGAGGUGGAACGUCAGCGGUGGAUCACGGCGCUGGAGCUAGCUAAAGCGAAAGCAGCGCGCUUGCAGGCUGAGUCUGAUGACUCAGGCGAUGACUUCCCUUCAUCGUCGCUGCCCGUGGCUCCUGGCCAAGGUGGGGGGUCACAGAACUCAGAGGUCCAGGCUGCUCUCAGAACACUGGGCAGCAAGGUGGAGGAUCUCAGCACGUGCAAUGACCUCAUCUCAAAGCACGGCUCUGCCCUGCAGAGGUCUUUAUCGGAGCUGGACAAUCUGCGUCUGCCUGGAGAAGCAGGCGAUAAGUUUCGUCAGGUGACGGAAAGAGCCACGCUGUUCCGCAUCACAUCAAACGCCAUGAUUAAUGCCUGCAGAGACUUCCUGGCCCUGGCGCAGGCCCACAAUAAGCGAUGGCAGAAAGCUUUGCUGGCAGAGCGGGAGCAGAGAGUGAGGCUGGAGGAGGCGUUGGAGCAACUGGCUAAACAGCACAAUCACCUGGAGCGGGCCUUCAGAGGCGCUGCACAAGCUAACGCUGCCCCGGAUAAUAAAGGUGCUACAGGCCCCGGGAAAGGUGAGGCCAGCGACGAGGAUGACGACAACGAGUUUUUCGACGCCGUGGAGGAGGCUCCAGAGUUCAUCACCGUACCCGCAGACCCGCAGUUCCAUAAAAGAUCGAGCAGCAGUGCCAGCGGUUUCAACACCGAAAUGUGUUCCGAUGAUCAGUCGCUAAACGACGAGCCCCUGGCGAUGAACCAGGAGUUGUCCUCUCAGGACUUGGUGCCCCUGAAAAAGAGGCGAACGCGCAUCCCAGACAAGCCCAACUACUCCCUGAACCUGUGGAGCAUCAUGAAGAACUGCAUCGGCAAAGACCUGUCCAAGAUCCCCAUGCCGGUAAACUUCAACGAGCCCAUUUCCAUGUUGCAGCGCCUGUCGGAGGACCUGGAAUACCACGAGCUGCUGGACAAGGCUGCAAAGUGCCACAGCUCCCUGGAGCAGAUGUGCUACGUGGCGGCGUUCUGCGUGUCUGCCUACUCCACCACCGUCUACCGCACGGGAAAGCCCUUCAACCCUCUGCUGGGAGAGACGUUCGAGCUGGACCGCCGAAGAGAAAGCGGCUACCGCUCGCUCUGUGAGCAGGUGAGUCACCACCCUCCCGCGGCGGCGCAUCAUGUGAUAUCAGAACGCGGCUGGACCCUGAGGCAGGAGAUCACUGUUGCCAGCAAGUUCAGGGGCAAAUACCUGUCCAUCAUGCCAUUAGGAACGAUUCACGCCGUCUUUGCAAAGAGCAAUAAUCACUACACAUGGAAGAAGGUUACCACCACGGUACACAACAUCAUUGUGGGGAAGCUGUGGAUCGAUCAGUCUGGAGAGAUCGACGUAGUGAACCACACCACGGGAGACCGCUGCCACCUGAAGUUCGCCCCUUACAGCUACUUCUCCAGAGACAUAGCCAGAAAGGUGACAGGUGUGGUGAUGGACAAGGACGGGAAGGCCCACUACGUGCUCUCAGGCACGUGGGAUGAGAAGAUGGAGUUCUCCAGGGUGAUGCAGAGCAGCCGGGGAGGGGAGAACGGCACGGAGGGCAAACAGAAGACGGUUUAUCAAACCCUGAAAGCCAGAGAGCUGUGGAAGAGAAACCCGCUACCCGACGGAGCGGAGUCCAUGUACUUCUUCACGGCGCUGGCUCUUACCCUGAACGAGCCGGAGGAGGGCGUGGCGCCCACAGACAGCCGGCGGAGACCCGACCAGCGUCUGAUGGAGGACGGUCGCUGGGACGAAGCCAACAGCGAGAAGCAGCGUCUGGAGGAGAAGCAGCGCAGCGCCCGGCGGGAGAGGGAACGCGAGGCCGCCAGCCAACGAGCCUCCAGCCAAUCAGAAGAAGCUGUCGAUGAGGACUCUUUUGGUGAUCCCUCCCUCAAAAGUGUGCCUCACGACAACUAUAAAUCUCGCUGGUUCGAUCGCUGCGAGGACCAAAUCACAGGUGAGCAGAUUCACAUCUAUAACGGAGGCUACUGGGAAGCCAAGGAGCUGGGCAGCUGGGAGGGCUGCCCUGAUAUAUUCUGACCUCAGAGUGUAAAUUGCCCCGAAGAGACUGAACUCCUCAGCCGCCCAGACGGCUACGUAAAAGCCCCAGUCACCUGAUGGGACGGCUGCUUCCCUUCCAGCGUCUCUCUGUUCUAAGAGAUCUCCCGGAUGGACAGUCGUUGCUGUCCGUUUGAGAGGAGAGAGAGAGAGAGAGCGUCCUGUUUCGGUUGUCGUCUACUUAAGUCUCAGCGUCUACUUGUUUUGUUAUCUGAAAAAGGAUUUGGAUUAAAAUGAAUGCUUCGGGUUUUUGAUUUGGGUCGGCAUAAAGGAGGAAGGGAUGAUGUAAGCAGUGCUUCCAAAAUUAGCUGCAGGUUGUUCUUCUGAGUCUGUGGGAUCAGGAGCAAAGCAAGUCGAGGGCGGACGGCGUUCUGUGCGCUUAGAAAAUAAAACUCUAAAAAAUGGGGGAAACCUGGGUAAUAUAUACGUUUAUAUUUAAUUCUGAUUAUGACUUUAUUAAAAUGUCUGUUGGUGGCCUUUAAAACAUUAAGAGUUGUUCUCGUUUCUCUUUGAUUUAGUGUCUUAAUGUGACAAAGUGAAAGUUUGCGAGUGUGCGUGUGCGUGUGUGUGUGUGUGUGCGUGCGCGCGAAUGAAAUCAUCAUCUCUUCUAUUGUUAUAAAAAAUAGCAACUUUGAAUCACAAAAUGCCUAAAGGGAAACUUUGACCACUCUGAAGUGUGUUUCUCUGUAAAAGCGAUGAUUAUUUUACUUGCUGUUGUUUGCUUCCUGAACAGCCUCUGUUUGGAGAAAUAACUUACAUCUAAGACCAAUGUGGAAUCGCUCAGAUCUUCAAAUUUUAUUUUGGCUUUUAUUCUAAAACCUUCAUAUGGUUGUGAACAUUAAAUUCAAUGGUAAUUAAGAACUUCAAUAGCUAAAUGUAGCAUUUUGAGUGUGUGCAGGGGUCGAGUCUGGCGGGAACUUCUAGAUAUUUCUGCCAAAAUACCAGUUUAUUGAAGAAGAUUUCUAAAAUAACGUUUGAAUGUGAUAUUGUGAUGGUUGCAGCUAUUUAAAUCCACACGUACAUCAUGGCUUUCUCUGUGCCUAGCCUUUAGCUUGUCAAUCCAGUAGAAGAAAUUGGUCGACUGGAAUCGGCCAACAUUCAUUGGAAUAGGCUUGGGUUUGUUUGUGUGUAAUCUGUCAAAAAUCAACAUUAAAAUCUGCAAUUUAAUCUACUGAGUUAAACGCUAUUGUUUCAACUUAAAAUAAUCUGGCAGUUAUAGUCUUAUUAGACAUCUAUCGAAAAUACCUAAAUCUGCAUCGCCCUGGAAACCAGAAUUGGUGCAACACUCUGUUAUUAAAAUGUUAUUGCCAUGAACUAAGGCCAUUCAGGAGGAUAAAUACCGCGAUGAAUGAAGUAGUCAUUUAUAAUUUACACAUAGAAGCACGCUUCAGCGUGGCCAAAACAUCCCUUUAAAGUUGUGAUUGUCUAGAUUACUCGUUGACCAUCAACACUGUCAUAUUUUAUAGCUGAAAAGGAAACAAAUGGGGUUUUAACUACGUAGAUCUACAUGGUGAAAUGUGUAUCUUUGCCUUAACCAGGAGCAGACCUGCUCUCACCUGUGAAAACGUCACAGCUAAACGAACAAAACAUUUCUAGUUUUGUUGUAGAAACACUUGAAGGGACUUGUUGGUUGAUUUAGUGUAAACUGACCUAAGUUUACUGUUGAGAGGUCGCACAAAUAGCAACUUCUAGUGAAACCACCCCUUUUUCACAGUGCUAGAAUCUCAUUUUGCCAAUAAAAUAACAAAGUUAGAUCAUAUUAGCAAAUAACUGAGCAAAGUUUUGGUGACUUGGUACGUAAAGUAAAGUAAAUGCAGUGGUGGGAGUGAAUAAGGCGCCUUUUGUGUAUCCGUGGAUGAAUUCACACUUAUGCAAGUAUAAUUUAACACCAAAAACAUGACUGUGUGUGUGUGUUUCACAAAUUUGUGUGUAAGUGUACUUAAAAAUGAAGAAUAAGCGGAGUUUAAAUGGAUUGCGGAUAACAAUGACUAUACAUGUGUAUAUAUAAUAGUAUCGAUGACCGUAUUGUAGUCUCUUUUUCUUUUUCCUCAAACUUUUUUGUUCUUCUUGUAAUACUGGGAGAGAACUGUCUUCACGUUCAGAAAAAAGGGAGUUUAUGUUCAUGACUCGGAACGGAGACGUGACAUUGUUCAGUAUUUUGUAUUGGAGCAGAUUUUAAAACUAAAAUCUGUAAUAAAUGCUGAUAUGUCAAA
Nothobranchius furzeri (turquoise killifish) is the source of this 4920-nucleotide messenger RNA. RefSeq names its product oxysterol-binding protein 1. Gene Ontology annotation, cellular component: intracellular membrane-bounded organelle; perinuclear endoplasmic reticulum; cytosol. Gene Ontology annotation, molecular function: sterol binding. NCBI's taxonomy places the organism in Eukaryota, Metazoa, Chordata, Actinopteri, Cyprinodontiformes, Nothobranchiidae. The record is from RefSeq and is a predicted model, not a curated record.